Drosophila rhopaloa is the source of this 2168-nucleotide messenger RNA. RefSeq names its product lebercilin. Gene Ontology annotation, biological process: intraciliary transport. Lineage: Eukaryota; Metazoa; Arthropoda; Insecta; Diptera; Drosophilidae. The record is from RefSeq and is a predicted model, not a curated record. Bases 176 to 2023 code for a protein of 615 amino acids. The transcript is spliced from 5 exons. Gene Ontology annotation, cellular component: axoneme.
CAAACAUCAGGCGUAACCACAGCAGCAGGCACUUGGUUUUCAGUUAUAUAUUUCGACAUCGCCUCGCACCGGCUUCUCUAUCUUUCCAUACACUAAACAUCCGAAUUGGCCUUUGAAUUAGCAGCUUCAACAGGCCAUCUCAGUGAAAUCCUCCGGAGCAGCGGCAGGAUCUUAGAUGGUAUCACCGCGCAAGCCGGCAUCGUCCUACGGCUUAAGACCACCCCGCUUGGAAGCGAACAAUCUGAUGGCAGCGUCGGCAAAGAGCUGUGAGAGCCUAUUCUCGGCCAGCUCCCGGGAAUCGGCCAGUUUGAUCUACCAGAGGAGCAAGCCGCCUUCGCAACACCGCGGCGGAAUGAAGGGAUCCGGGAAUAGCAAUAGCCAGCCGGCAAUGGUUUCCCAGAACCACAGUGAGAUCCAUCAGCGGGUCAUGUCCGCGAGGAAUCUGCGCGCCAAGACCUUCCAGAAUCAACUGGCCGAUGCCCAGGCGGAGAUCGCCAACCUGGCGCAUGAGAACCGCAUGCUGCGCACCCUCCACAAACGUCAGAACUCGGCGCUGAAUAAGUACGAGUCGAACACGGCGGAGUUGCCGCAGUUGCUCCACUCCCACGCCGAAGAGCUACGCGUGUGGCAGACCAAGUACCGGAAUCUGCAAUCCAUCAACAAGGAUCUGGAGCUCAAGCUGAAGCAGAAGGAAGCCAUCAUCCUAUCGCUGAGCGAUCAGAACAAGCACUACAGCCAGCUCAACAAGGAUAAGAACCUCGAUGAGCGCCAGAAGCUUCAGGAGAAGCUAAAGUCUCUGGAGCAGCGUUUGGAGGACAAGGAUAACGACAUGAAGCUGAUGGCCCGCAAGGUGCAGCUGGAGUCCAAGAACUUCCGCCAGCAGCUGCUAAACGAGCAGAAGAAGGGGAAGGAGGUGUUGCUGAAGCUGGAGAAGGCCAAGCUCGAGAUCAGUGGCUAUCGGAAGCUGGAGGAGUACACUCUCGGCACCGACAAGGUGAAUCCCUUGUCGUCGGGGCGACGCGCCAAGCUGAGCGGCGUCUCCGAGGAGCCGGACAAGAUCGACAAGCUGGAGAAGUCGCUGGAGAUGCUGGACAAGGCCAUUGAGAAGAACAACCAGAGCGAGUUCAACGCCUUGACAGAUGUGCUGGAGUCGGAUUCGUUCUAUGACUUUGAGAAGGACAGUGCGGAGGACAAGAGUGGGCCGAAUACUCCGCCUAAUCACGUGGAGCGACAGGUGGGAAGUCGUGGCGGCAAGCUCAUCCUGCCGCCGGCCACCAACCAAUCCAAGAUGGGACAGAACCCAAGUCGUUCCACUCUCAGCCAAAUGCUCUCGGCCCAGGGAAAGAUACCAGUGUCCUCGGGAAAAGCCGGUAGAUCCAGAAUUAGCAGUGGAGCUGCCAAGACGGACAGUGUCCAGGCCAGCAAGCGUCGUGAUCCGGAGACCCUGUCCAAAAUGGCAUCCGUCGAGGUUAAGUCGAAACAGCAUUCGCUGAAGUCCCUGGAGUACGAGUACGAGGAGGACUAUGAACCGGCUGGCGAUGAUGACGAGGAGGAUGCCUACGGCCUGAUGAACAAGAUGUGCGAGGAGAGCGAAGAGCCGGAGGAAAACAGCGAGGAGAAUGCCAACGAAGCCAGUCUGGUGAAAUACGCCGCCUACCUGGACGCCAAGAGCAGCGAGGGUGAUAUUUUAGAGGAGUCGCUGGAGGAGGACGAGGGAACGGAUGGUCAGCACACGCAGCGCAGCGACGAGGAGUCCCAGGACAACAGUAUUCGUGCUCCACGCCUUAAGGAGAACAUGUCCAGCUUGCGAAAGCAGAUCUCGGAUGACUACAAGGAGCGCGAGAGCUUCCUGAAGACGUUCUGCCGCCAGGCGAGCAAUAGUAACAUGCGCGACGAUCCAGCACCCAAGAAGCGGAACAGCAUCGCCGGCGGAGCGGCGGCCAGUAGCCACAUGACCGGCAGCCGCAAGCACGCCCUCUUGGCCGCUUUGAAGACGAUCGAUGACAACAAGAGCCAGGACUAGAGUAUACCACGUUAGUUCCGCCCAUGUCCAGUUCAAGUUAGUCCCUAAGCGGUGUUGAGUUAUAUAUAUAUUUUUCAAGCUGAGACCGGUGCUUCCCGGCCUGCUGGACCAGCUGCAUCAGUCGCUGGCCAAACGCUAUCGGAUC